Messenger RNA from Cryptomeria japonica (Japanese cedar), 2409 nucleotides. Its product is annotated as G-type lectin S-receptor-like serine/threonine-protein kinase At2g19130. Bases 1 to 2409 code for a protein of 802 amino acids. Gene Ontology annotation, biological process: recognition of pollen; protein phosphorylation. The transcript has a single exon. The record is from RefSeq and is a predicted model, not a curated record. Lineage: Eukaryota; Viridiplantae; Streptophyta; Pinopsida; Cupressales; Cupressaceae. Gene Ontology annotation, molecular function: protein serine/threonine kinase activity; ATP binding.
AUGGCGAUGAAGUAUUUGAUCCUAGCAAUUAUUAUAAUUAUUGCACUGAAUAAUUGCAUUUCAUUGGCACUAGAUGGUGGGGAUCCGCUUCUAUUGGGCGAUUCGCUCGCUGGAAAUCAGACCAUAAUAUCAAAGAACGGCACGUUUGAAUUGGGAUUUUUCAGUCCCAGAGGAACAAAUAAUUGGUAUGUUGGCAUCUGGUACACAAUGUCCCCGGAGGUCGUAGUUUGGGUGGCUAACAGAGAUAAUCCUGUCAAAGGCAUGCCCGCCGUUCUGAGCUUUUCGAGCGAUGGAUAUCUCAGAUUGUUUGAUAUAAAUGGCCGUUCAGUGUGGUCGCCUGAUAUUGGCCUGAAAGGAUCUCGGGCAAUGAUAACUGAAGCUGGUAAUUUCAUCAUGCUGGGUGACGGCCAAAACAAUUCUGAGAUUGUUUGGGAGAGUUUCACACACCCGACAGAUACAUGGUUGCCUGGCAUGAAGCUGUGGAGAGGCAUGAAGAUAACUUCCUGGAAGAGUUCUGUGGAUCCUGCAACUGGGCUCUUCUCUUAUGGACCGGACAUGUCUCCAGGAAAGACACAGACGGUGUUGAUCUAUAACAAGAGUGUUCCAUAUUGGUCCACUGGAGAGUGGACAGGGAGUUAUUUUACCAAAGUUCCCGAGACCAAUCAUUUUCCUAACAUAUACGAACUUUCCUUCGUGAGGGUUUCUCCUUCAAGAUUUUACUAUCAACAUACAGUAAACCCGUCAGGACAUGUCUUGAGAGCGCGGGAGCUGGUAGACGAGAACGGCAAAAUAAAAGUUUACCUCUUGAUGGAUGAUGGUACUUGGAAUCUGUGGUGGUCGACACACCGAGGUCAAUGCAGUGAUUAUGAAAUCUGCGGGGCUUAUGGACUCUGCAAUGCGAAUGAUGUGUGCAGUUGUGUUGAGGGUUUCUCUCCCAAGAAUGACUCUCACGGUUGGCGGUCAAGUGGGUGUGCUCGGCGAAGACCCCUGCAAUGCUCUGUCACAACGGGCACCACCGAUGGCUUCUUGGAAACCAAGAACCGAUACUUGCCUGAAGAAGAAGCUCUCUCAUACAAUAACGAGCCAACAAUGGAAGACUGCAGGACUGCUUGUCUCAACAAUUGCUCGUGUACAGCCUUUGCUUUUGUUAUUUCUGACCUACCAAUCUGUAGACUCUGGUUCGGGGAUUUAUUCAAAAUGUGCGUUUCAUCUGACAACCGAUCCAUCUUCGUUAGGCUAGCAUCUUCUGAAUUGCCGCGCUCGACAUCAGAGAGAAGCAGCAAAGCACCUCUACUUCUUAUUUUACUUCCUUCAGUCGCGGCUUUCUUUGUUGUUUUAGCUGUCCUCUUGGCCGCAUUUAUUCUGUGGAAACGUCGAAGAUUGCAGAACAAAAGCGUAGAAGAGGACGAGGAUGUGCCAAUCAUGCUCAAAAUGUUCACUUACAAAGAGCUGCGAAUCGCAACUAGGAAUUUCAAGCAUAAGCUGGGAAGUGGAGCAUUCGGGUCUGUGUUCAAAGGAACUCUUCCAGACAGCACGCUUGUGGCUGUUAAGAGAUUAGAGGGUUCAGGAAGAAUAGAAAAGCAAUUCCGUGCAGAAAUAAGUACCAUCGGUGAAAUACAGCAUGUGAAUUUGGUAAAGCUCUGUGGAUUCUGCGUGGAAGGCUCUCGAAGGCUACUGGUGUAUGCCUACAUGCCUAAUGGCUCUCUAAAUUCCUCCCUUUUCUAUGAAGAGGAAGGAGCAGAGAGGAUGUUGGAUUGGAAGACCCGGUUUCAGAUCGCACUGGGCACUGCACGAGGAUUGGUUUAUCUCCAUGAGGAAUGCAGGGAUCAGAUCAUUCACUGCGAUAUUAAGCCUGAAAAUAUUCUUCUAGAUGGUGACUUCAACCCCAGGAUAGCUGAUUUUGGGUUGUCAAAGAUGGUGGGCAGAGAUUUCAGCCGUGUAUUGACGACCACAAGAGGAACUCGAGGAUACUUGGCUCCUGAGUGGAUCUCCGGCCUUCCUGUAACUCCCAAGGUGGACGUAUACAGUUUUGGCAUGACGCUGUUGGAGAUUAUAUCGGGUCGUAGAAAUCUGGAUUUAAGGGUAAAAGAGAGCAGGUGGUACUUUCCUACCUGGGCUUCAUCUCAAAUUGAGAUGGGAAACAUAAGAGACAUUGUGGAUGCAAGGAUAGCAAGUGAGGCAAAUAUCGAAGAGGUGAGAAGAGCCGCUGUGGUUGGGGGACUGUGCAUUCAAGACGAAGAGAAUCUGAGGCCAAGCAUGAGUGAAGUAGUGAAAAUAUUGGAAGGGAAGAUGGAGGCUCCAUCGCCACAAAUUCGAAUGUCUCCACAGGUGCUGUUACUUCAGGUAGACAACAGCAAUAGCGAUAGCUCUAGCAGUCUCUCUCAAAUCAUUAACUAUUGUAUAAUUUAA